Molecule: messenger RNA, 3631 nt
Organism: Chiloscyllium plagiosum (whitespotted bambooshark)
Lineage: Eukaryota; Metazoa; Chordata; Chondrichthyes; Orectolobiformes; Hemiscylliidae
Gene: cfap251
Product: cilia and flagella associated protein 251
Cellular component (GO): sperm flagellum
Molecular function (GO): protein binding
Source: RefSeq, a predicted model, not a curated record
GCCAGGCCUUGUCAAGACAGACUGGUGAUUUUUAAAUCCAAAGCUCAACAGUGCUUGAACAUGACUGAAAGUGAACAAGAUCUGACUGAAGAUGUAUCAGGUGGAGAUGCAGAGAAACAUUCUGAAGCUCCACAAGGAUUACUGGAGAAUGUUGGAGAACAGUUUGAUCAGAAUGAAGGAAAUAGAUCAUUGAGUUCAAGUUCACGUAAAAUUAUUUUUUUUUCUGAAACUGAAAAUGCUGAAGAGAAAGACAGUACUUCAACUCCUGAAGACACAGGACAAGCAGCUACAAAUGAGGUGACCAUAGGUGAAAGUCCGGUAAACCAAGCCAGUCAGAGUACUGACCUGCAGGAUGAAGUGGUUUCUGAAGGUCGAGAAACAGUCAGUGCAGCAGGUCAGUCAUUAUUUCCAUCAGCCGACAGUGAAACCCAUCCAGCUGAAGAGAAGAAACAUGACAGUGAUAUCGAAGAACAAAUGAAAGUUGAAAAACAAAUGGAUCAGGUGGAUGUAAGACCUUCAGUUGCAAGCUCAACCAGUGCUCAGAGACCAUCUACUCCUGGAAGCCAUUCAAAAAUGGACAGUACCUCAACUUCUCAAGAUAUUGAACAGGAUGGCCAAGGAACUGUUCGUCAUGAAGCAGCAGAGGAAACCCGAACUUUCUCAGCUCCGUCGAGGUUACGCCCUGACCUGGCAUUUUGUGUACCUAAUGUAGUGACAAGUGAUUUAUGCAGCUGUGUAGCGGAUGAUUCCAGAGAAACAGAUGCAUCGUUGGUUGAGACUGCUGUCUGUGACACUGUGUUUGAAGAAAAAUCCUACAUUAAACAAAAUUCUUUGAACUUAGUGUGGUCUUUUGGAAUAAAUCGAGACACUCCAGUGCAUGCUCUACAUAUUGAUAACCGGAGGUUGAUCCUUUAUGCUUCUUCACACACUGCAGUCAUAAAUAACUUUUCAAUUACUCGUCAGCACCUCUUACAGGGUCAUUGUAGUCCACUUUCAUGUAUAGCUGUGAGUGGGAAUAGGAGAUGGGUGGCAACAGCAGACCAAGGUCCAGAGAGUCUAGUUAUUGUUUGGGACACUUUCUCAGGUAUACCUGUGCAAACACUGUUUGAUUGUCACCCGGAGGGUGGAGUUGGUGCCAUGGCUAUGACUCAGGAUGCGAAGUACCUAGCAACAGUUGGCAGGGGAACAGUACAGUGCGUGUCCAUCUGGGACUGGACUUCAGAAACAAAAGGACCACUUUGUUCUGUGGACCUCAGUCCAGCCUUUAGCUUUCAGACAUUUGUACUUUUUAAUCCUGAAGAUAAUACUGAACUGCUCAGCAACAGUAAAACUGAAGUCGUGUUCUAUACUUGGAAAGACAAUCAGUUGGAAUUUGCAUCACCAAUCCUUACGGAUGAAACAUUUAACAAGAUUGUCGGACUCUACAGUCAAUCAGUUUUUCAUCUGACUCCUUCACAAGUACUUACUGCUACUUCCGCAGGGAAUUUGGUUAUCUGGGACACAGUGAGCGCACCACAAAUUCAACUUGAUGCAGUAAAAUCAUACAAAAAAAAAGCUCUAAAACUGAUGAAUCUACAAAGUGAUAGCAUUACAGUGGUCACUGUGUCUGACAGGUAUAUAGUGACUUGUGAUGUCAAAGGUUGCAUCAAGUUCUAUGAUGAGCAGCUUUGCUUACUUAAUUGGUAUAGUAACUUCAACCUGGGAGCCAUCAGUUCCAUUUCCUUCUCCAGCCAACCAGCUACCAAAGCCAAUGAGAAAACCUCUUACCCAUCACAGUCGACCAUCAGUGCUGAGCAAUUUAUUGUCAGAAACUUUGUUGUAGCGACAGUUGAUGCAACAGUGGCUCACGUAACUGGAGAUGGGUGCAAGCUUGAAAUGUUAUUGCAGGAGCAUGGUGCAGCAGUACACGCUAUAGCAUGUAAUCCUGCUCAACCGUUCAUCUGCAUGGGAAGCUAUUGUGGACUCCUAAAGGUGUGGAACUACGAGAAGAAGGAACCUAUCUGCAGCAGGCGUUUUGGAACAGGAAAUUAUAUUCAAUGUGUGACUUAUAACAAAGCAGGUUCACUGCUGGGAGUUGGAUUUACUGAUGGAUGUGUACACAUCCUUGAUGCACUUUCUCUGACUGAUGAGUUGCCAGAACCAUUCCAAUAUGCCAGAGAUGCUAUUACUCAGAUUACAUUCUCACAUGAUUCCAGAUUCUUAGCAACAGUAGACAGUAAAACCACAGUAACGGUGUUCAUGUUAAAGGAUAAAUCUUGGCAAUAUUUAGGAAGGCAAAAUGCACACUUUAAACAGAUUCGAAGUCUCACAUUUGGGACAUAUUUGGAUAGUAAUCAACCAAGGUUAUUGUCUUUUGGAGAGGACAGAGUUCUGGUGGAGUACAACCUGGCUUCUAGUAUUUUGGAUGAUCUGCGGAUAUUAAGUAGCGAAAGAAUAGAACAAAGCGCUAUCCCCACAUGCAUGACCUGGUACCCACCAAUCAGUAAAGAGAGCUUCAUUGUCACCGCCAACAAUCAGUAUAAGUUAAAGCUUUACAAUGCCACUACCAAAAUGUGCAGGAAGACAGUCUUAAGUCCAAUGUAUGGAUCUCCUGUUAGAAAGAUGGAAGUUCUCCCUUUCUCAAAUGGGAAGGAAAAUAAAAUUGGUUAUUUAGCCUACAUCACGGAUGAUAAGGUGGGUUUACAAACUCUGCCACUGGAUGGAAACCCCCACAAGUCCUGCGCAGUCAUAUGCCAUGGAACAAUGGUGUCCAAUAUUGCCUGUUCAAAUGAUGGUUCUUAUAUAUUCACUGCAGGAGGAGAUGAUUGUACUGUGCAUAUGUGGAAAGUUGAUCUUGCAGCCCAUGAAGCAGUAACUGCACUAGGAGGAGAGGAAUUGAUUCCAUUCUAUGGCUUAUUGGAAGGUGGAAGAGAUGGAGAACUAUUUACGGAGAUGGAGAACUAUUUCUACUAUUCACAGCUGCGUUAUCAGCAUGUCAGUACAAUGCAGCCCAGAGAAAUAACAACACAUAUUCCACUGCAGGAAGUACCAUUUAUGAUGAGAGCACUGGGAUUCUACCCUACAGAGAAAGAGAUUGAGGACAUGUUGAAUGAGGUGAAGUUCAGUAAAUAUGUGGACACAGGAACAUAUGUGACAGACAUUGAUUUAGGCGAAUUCAUUAAACUGUAUAUAAACCAUCGACCUGUUUUUGGCAUAACUGCUUCUGAGUUGCAUCGUGCAUUUGAUGUUCUUGGCUACAACAAUGAGAAUGGAGAAAAAGUAAUUAAGUUAGGAGAAUUAUUGCAAUUAUUGCAAAGUGGAGGUGAAUGUAUGGCUGAGGAAGAGGUAGCAGAAUGCCUUUCCACACUACUGGGCUUGAAUCCAGAGGGAGGAAGUUCUGAAUUGAUCUCUUUUGAUGCAAAAAGUGCUUCAGCAUUGCUUGAAGAGCAACUUCCCCAAGAGAUUACAAGUGAACUGUUCUUGAAUGAAAUAUUAGGGUUUCCUCAGAUUUCAACUUGUGGUGAAGAGGCAGCUGUUCCCACAACUGCACCAACAUAAACGCAAGCUAAAAUGUACUUUGCCGAACAAAUAAUUUGUAUUCCCUGAAUUAUUAUAGUUUUCAUAAUCUCAUUGUUAAAUGACCAGUGUUUAC